Molecule: messenger RNA, 1680 nt
Organism: Closterium sp. Naga37s-1
Lineage: Eukaryota; Viridiplantae; Streptophyta; Zygnematophyceae; Desmidiales; Closteriaceae
Source: the annotation of a GenBank genome assembly
AUGCCUCAGACGUGCGUGCUCUCCCCCAUCGCCGCUCAGCCGUCAGAUGUCGCGACGGACGCCAACGUCUCACCGCCAUCGUCCCCGUUAGUAGCUUCCGCAGGCCCCGGAUCGCCGCGCGAGUCAGGCGACUCGGCGUUCCCCGUAAUUUUCGACAACGCGCCGAUCGAAGCGGUGGAAAUCGGCACCCGGCAGCGCGAACCCGGGGAAGCGUACCCGGUGCUUCCGCUCCUCGCGCAGCCCGUCCGGCUUCACAACGAGACGCGCUCGGAAGUUUCGUGGAAGCUGGUGGUUAUCGCGAUCGACGACCCGUUGGUCGCUGCCCGCCGGAUGGACGUGGUUUCACGGAAGCUUCUGCCGAUGGUGCGGAGGUGGGUUCGCGAGUCGGGUUUCGCGUCACCGCCACGUCCGCAAAGGGAAUCGUCAAGACAGGAAACAAAGCCUUCGCCUGCUAGUCCGUCGCGCGACCCUCUCUCAUCUCCCGAUGUGGCGUGCUUGUGGGACGAAGCUGCUCAGAAGGCGCGCACAGUGAUCACCGAGUCGCACUACACGUGGAAGACACGGGUUGGGAAAGUGGCGGAGGGAGGGGACGUGGAAGAGGAGGGGGGUCAAGGGGAUGAGGGGUUGGAGGAGGAGGAGCAGCGGUCAGUCAGGGGGAGAGCAGAGACGAGGCAUGAGUGUGCGGAUGGGGAGGGGGAGAAGGAAGUGGGGGGUGGGCAGGAGGAGGAAAAGGGAGAGGAGGGUGAGGAAGUGGAGGAGAAGGUGCAGGAGGGCGGCAGUAGCAAUAACGGUACCAACGCGGGCGGCAGCGCCACCUCAGCGGGCGGCAGCAGCGGCGCAGCGGGCGGCACAGUGGGCAAGAAGAGUUUCCGGUACAGCAUCAUCAUCCCGUCCAAAUUCUCCAAGAGCGCUGACGUGGCGGCGCUUGCCAGCUGUCACUGCCCGCCAUGCUCCGAACGCUUCUACGCGCGCACUGCCGCGGCCUCACACCUUGCAGCCCGAACGGCCCCGGACGGCAGAAGCAGAGAGCAGCACCGGAGACAAAACACUGCUGCAGCAGGCAAAACCGCCGUAGCAGCCGCAGCAGCCCAAGCAGUCACAGCAGUCACAGGAGGCGAGAGCAGAGUGGGUGCACUCACAGAGGAGCACCCCCCUUUACUUCCACCGGAGGCGAGAGCUCAGCAGGUGCUUCAUCGACCAAGCACCGUUACCAGCGGAACAACCACCACCAGCAGAGCUGACUCCUCUCUUCCUUCUCCUGCCAAACGCUCCGCUCUCCCUUCUCCCAGUCCGCGCCAUCGCGCCAUGCCGCGCUCACCCCUCUCACCGCUCUCACCCCCAUCGCCCCUCUCGUCUACCUCCUCCGCCUCCACUCUCUCGGGUUUCAAGCCUUCAUUCAGUGGCGCCGUUGCAAACCCCCCCUCGGGUCGCUCAGUGCCGAGGUCAUUCUCAAAUGACAACCUUGCACCGCUCUCCACCGCUCAAAACCAUAACCGGGCGCUGAGUCAGGCCCGGUUUGUUCCCCCGAGCCCACGCGAGCCGCGAUCGAGGAAUGGGAGGCAGCGAGGAGGGUUGGAAAGAUUUAGCUCGUCUGAGACCCUGUUAGUGUCAGGGAAUGAUGGAGAGAGUGUGGGAAUGGUGGGAGUGGCGGAUGGUGGUGCUGUGACUGGUUGGUUCUGA